AUGGGAAGAAGAAAGCUGAAAAUCCUGAGACUGGAGAGCAUCAAAGCAAGGCAAGCAACUUAUUCAAAGCGUAAAACCGGGAUCGUUAAGAAGGCGAAAGAGAUCUCGAUCUUGUGCGAUGUGGAUGUUGCUCUGCUGCUGUUUUCACCUACUGAUAAACCAACCCUGUUUGUUGGCCGAGAAAAGGGAUUGAGUGAUGUUCUUGAGAGAUUGUCGAAAUCGCCAUACGAGGAGCGCGAAGAAAGGAGGGAGUAUACAAUGCAGAUAUUGAAGAAAAUUUAUGCAAAUUCUGAGUCGGAAUUUCAACAAAAUAGCUCCUCACAAAAUGCUAGUGAAAACGCCCAGAAGGUACAUGAAGAUCAACUGAGGGAGCUGAAGGGAAAAUUGGCUGAGAAGAGCAAGAUACUAAGGGACUGGAAAGACCCAAGCAAAGUGGAGGACAUGGCACAAAUAAAGGCUAUGGAGGAACACCUCAUUUCAUCUCUCAAUGGAAUCCGAAACAAGAAGAGUCAAUUAGCAAUGGUGGAGCAGCAAGCCAGAGAAAGAGGUUUGGAGGUGGGUUUUUCAAUAAUUUUUCUUUUACAAACAAUCUAUUGGUCUAAUGGAAAGAGUCUAAAUCCCUUAAGUAAGGUUAUAGAUCUGAAUCCUAGAGAUUACGAAUAA
Molecule: messenger RNA, 663 nt
Organism: Hibiscus syriacus
Lineage: Eukaryota; Viridiplantae; Streptophyta; Magnoliopsida; Malvales; Malvaceae
Product: agamous-like MADS-box protein AGL30
Exons: 6
Coding region: 1-663 (220 amino acids)
Biological process (GO): regulation of transcription by RNA polymerase II
Molecular function (GO): DNA-binding transcription factor activity, RNA polymerase II-specific; RNA polymerase II cis-regulatory region sequence-specific DNA binding; protein dimerization activity
Source: RefSeq, a predicted model, not a curated record